Molecule: messenger RNA, 1008 nt
Organism: Lichtheimia ornata
Lineage: Eukaryota; Fungi; Mucoromycota; Mucoromycetes; Mucorales; Lichtheimiaceae
Exons: 5
Coding region: 1-1008 (335 amino acids)
Molecular function (GO): cysteine-type deubiquitinase activity; protein binding
Source: RefSeq, a predicted model, not a curated record
AUGAACAACAUUGAGAAUCAUACAUCGAUCGUGAAGUUGUCACCCGAGCUUAUUUUACAAGUGGUCUUAUUCUUGGAACCGAAAGCCGUGGUUGAACUGGGGUUGACUUGCCACCAGUUUGCGGACUUUAUGUUUGACAAAAAGACUGGUAUCGUAUUUCGACGGCUGGUGGAGCGAGAUUUUGGCAUCAACUAUAAGCUUCCCAGCAAUGAUGAUGAACAAGGCGAGACAUGGCCAUCAUUCUACAAAGACCUAUACACGCAUCGUGAUAUCCUUUCAUCCUACUGCUGCUGCCAUUUGUCGCGUCUGCCGGAUGAACCUUCAGAAACCAAACGCGUCUUGUAUAGGAAAUUUAAAGAACAUUCAUUUCCCUGCGACUUUUGUCAUCAUCAAACGGCCGAUUACCUCAACUUGAGUGUUGAAUCCAAUGUCAUGGCAUGUCGAUCAUGUUUGAUUGAACGCGACGAUACAUUCCCAGUGCAACUCGAAAAUUCCACAAGCAAAUUAUGGUGCUUUCAAUGUAAACGAGAGCUUGGAGGAGAUGGUGUGAACAAGAAUGAGGUAUAUCGAGCCAAUGGUUAUAUGGAGAAGCUCGACAUGGAACCCUCUUUGGAUCGUCGACGCAAAGCAGAGCACAUGUUAUAUAUCCAAGAACUGCGGAGGGAGGACAUGUCCAUACGACAUUUCUUAUUGGAAAAAAAUUGGGCACGAGCAUGGAUGAUGUUUCGAACGCGGGAAGGUUCAAGCUUGCCAGGCAAGAUCUCCAACCAAAAAUUGGCUCGUAGCAACGGCUCACUGAACCCAGGUAUACGAUUACCAAAUGACAAGUAUCGGCCGGCUCCAGAGACCUCUGCCGACAUCAUCAGUGAGCAUUUAUGGUCUUAUUUGUCUAAAGCCUAUGGCGUACAAGGAAGAGCAUAUAGUGAAGAUGAUAUGCAAUAUCCUGAAUAUGCACGAUUGAGAGCUUACAUUGAUGAUUUUAAGAAGAGCAUCCUGGCGUAUCCCUAA